This is a messenger RNA of Chelmon rostratus (copperband butterflyfish), 1452 nucleotides long. RefSeq names its product beta-1,4-galactosyltransferase 1-like. The coding region runs from base 65 to 1129 and encodes 354 amino acids. The record is from RefSeq and is a predicted model, not a curated record. Lineage: Eukaryota; Metazoa; Chordata; Actinopteri; Chaetodontiformes; Chaetodontidae. The transcript is spliced from 2 exons. Gene Ontology annotation, molecular function: beta-N-acetylglucosaminylglycopeptide beta-1,4-galactosyltransferase activity; cytoskeletal protein binding. Gene Ontology annotation, biological process: carbohydrate metabolic process; protein N-linked glycosylation.
UACAGGUAGCAGAGCUUUACGGGAGCCGUUGAGCAUACAGCGCUCAACUUCAGGGGUGACAAAAAUGCUGAAAAAACUCUUCAGAGUCCUGGCCGUUUUUGCUUUGCUCAGUCUGGUGUGUUUUUCUGUGGCUCUGUACUACAGCAAAGACGGCGCUUUAGCUUUUUUUGUUCAGACACGUUCUGGAAAUGGCACCCUUUCCAUGACGAAAAAAGAAUAUGUGCAGCAGGUGUGGGAAAUGAAGCCUGAAGUCCCAAAAGUCAACCAAGGGACGACACAGAAGACAGCCUCUACAAACAAGACUUUAGGUCCCUGCCCUGACGCCCCUCCAAAACUAAUUGGCCCCCAACACGUGGAUUUUGAUCCUGAACUGACUUUGGAUCAGGUGAGAAAGAAUGUCAGUUCUUUUCUUCAGGAGGGAGGACGGUACAAGCCAACGGACUGCAUCUCCAAACACAAGGUGGCAAUCAUCAUCCCAUUCCGAAACCGGCACGAUCACCUGAAACAUUGGCUGUUUUACCUCCAUCCCAUACUGAGGCGACAGCAGUUGGACUAUGGCGUGUAUAUCAUGAACCAGGACGGAGAGGGAGUGUUCAACCGGGCUAAACUGAUGAACGCGGGCUAUGUUGAAGCACUGAAGGAAUAUGACUACGAUUGCUUUGUCUUCUCUGACGUAGAUCUGGUUCCAAUGGACGACCGUAACUUCUACAGAUGCUUUGACAAUCCCAGACACCUGGCUGUGGCUUUGGACAAGUUUAAUUUCCACUUACCCUACAAAACCAUCUUUGGUGGGGUUUCUGCAUUGUCAAAGAGGCAAUACUUGGAGAUUAACGGCUUCCCGAACACUUACUGGGGCUGGGGUGCGGAGGACGAUGAUAUCUAUAAUCGAAUUAUCUUCCAUGGUAUGUCCAUUUCUCGACCUGACUCGAUGACAGGAAAGUACAGGAUGAUCAAACAUAUGAGAGACUUGCACAAUGAGCCUAAUCCAGAGAAUCCUUCCAAACUGGGCCAAACCCACUGGACCAUGGAUAAAGACGGGAUUAAUUCCCUAAAUUACACAGUCAAGGAGAUUGUGAAGGAUGUACUGUACACUUUCAUCACUGUGGAUAUUGAUGCUCCACCAAGCUGAAUGAGGAUGUGGAUCUGGGAUUGCAGUUGACUUUUUAUCCACUGGGGUUCCAGCCCAUAGAGAUGGAACUCAAGUAGUUCUGUCUUGGGUGUGUGUUCAGGUAUAGAGUCAUAUAUGCAAACCUGUGUGUGUGUGUGCUUGUGUUCAGGGGCAAAUUGCAGACUAUAGACCAGUGAAUGGGGGAUGGCUUUUCCAAUUGGAGACAACUGGAAAACAGCUGGUUAACAUCAGGUUUAGUGUCAGGGUCAGACCAAUCACGGCAAUGGAUGGGCUUUGGGUAAGUCUCCAGGAAAUGAAUGUAAGUCUAUGUAAUGUCUCUAAAA